AUGACGGCCUUUGACACCAUCAAGUCGCUUGCCAUCUUCUUCGCUCCAAUCCUCAUUCCUCGCGCCAUUUCCCUCGUUCAGUCCACCCGCCGCGCCAUCGCCCAACAGCGCCAUGUGCCCCGGCAGCCGCUCACGCCGCAGGCCUCGCGCGCGCUCAAUAUCCUCUUCUUCUCAACCGCUCUCUUUCUCCUGCUCAGUCUCCCGAUGAACCCCUAUGCUCCGACAUCCAACGUCUUUAGUACCACCUCGUCACGCUUCUCCAUCCCCACGGACUUGCUCUUCACGCGCAUCUCUCGUACACGCCCCCUGACCCCAAUCGAUAGCUUACUCCGCACGCACUUUACCUCGCCACAGGCCCGAAAGACAUAUCUCCGCUUCGGCCCUGAGACGCUGCUCUCCUGUGCCUUCUGUGGCCCAGAUAGUCCUAACUCGUACCUCAUUUACCAUAUCCCAUUCAACAUACUCCUCCCGCACCUAUUUCACCUCUUUGUCAUUGGAAUUGCGACAUCCGCGCCACUAGUGGGUCCAGAAGCAGCGCGAUGGAGAAAACAUUUCCUCUGGGCAGCGUUCAUCUUGCUAUUUGCAGACCUGGGCGUGGUGGCCUCAUACGACCCGUACACUAAAAAUGCGCUGAACACAGCCAUCGUCCCAUGGAGCUUGUACACGCUCCUAUACACCGUGCGCACGCUAGCUUUCACGAUUUUCGACGCCUGGUGCGCCUCAUUAAUUUACUUGUCAGCCACAAAUCGCUUCUUCUUUGGCGCCAUGGCGCCCACGGUGUCAGCGGAUCAGCAAGUCGAUCAAUUUGUAGAAUUGAUGGGCUCGAAUUUGACGAGUGCGAUGGGGAAAUUACAUGCGUUGGGCCUACUAAAGAAUACGGUUAUGCAUGACGCCGUUUUAAAACAACGGGAGGACGCCGUGUGGGCGGACAUUGUCAGGAGGACCGGUGGGAUAGUAGGCAGCGAUGGGACGAGCGUUUUCGACGAUGAAGAGGUAGUCCAGGCAAUUUCCAGAGCUUUAGCGAAACGAGCGCAGGAAGCUGGUGAUCGUUCGAACGAGGCUGAUAUCAUGAAAGAAGCCUUAAAAGAAGCCUCCAACUUUGUAGAGGGAGCCACAGCUGGACUGGAACUCGAAGGUUAG
Ophidiomyces ophidiicola is the source of this 1140-nucleotide messenger RNA. RefSeq lists its product as uncharacterized. The transcript has 2 exons. NCBI's taxonomy places the organism in Eukaryota, Fungi, Ascomycota, Eurotiomycetes, Onygenales, Onygenaceae. The record is from RefSeq and is a predicted model, not a curated record. Bases 1 to 1140 code for a protein of 379 amino acids.